CACGAGAGAACUUCCAAAUUGGAGUCAACCGUUUUUGUUGAAACUACUUAGGCCGGACUUUUGGACGCAGUACUACGUACUGUUCGACUCGGAACUGUUAAAUUGACGCGAGUUCAGAGACAUGGCUACUAAUCCGGGAGUUAUGGAAGACUACGGGAACGCUUUCCCAGUUCUGAAUUCCAAUCCAACUGAUAUGAGCAGCCCUCCGAAUUUGUGGACCAACCUCCCCAAGAUCCCUACUGUGAGGUCAUCAAAAUGCACCCAGGUGUUCACUGUGCCAUUGGCUGAGCGUAAGUUCAGGGAUGACUUGGAGAACAGCUUUGGUGAUGAAGGCAAACAGGCGGAUGUCUGCAAGGACAUCAUGGCACGCACCGGGGUAACAAUUGAGAUGAGCUUGUCACGGGACCAGACGCUGACUGUGGUGGUAUCUGGGCGUGAGGAUCAGGUUAAGAAAGCCCGCCGGGAGGUCAUGACCCGCCUACAGACACAGGCAAACCAAACCAUCCGUAUUCCGCGUGAGCACCACCGCUUCAUCCUCGGGGCAAAGGGACUUAAACUGCAGGAACUUGAACUGGUGACUGCUACCAAGAUCACGAUCCCACGCGAAAAUGAAAACUCUGAUGUCAUCCGUAUCAUGGGAACCAAGGAGGGCAUUGACAAGGCUAUGCAUGACAUCCAGGUCGUCUCUGACAUUCAGUCUAAGCUAGCUAAUGAGCGGCUACCAGUACAGAAAGUGUACCAUCCAUUCGUGUGCGGACCGAACAACUCGACGAUCAAGCAGCUGAUGGAGGAGACCGGUGCGAAGAUCAACGUUCCACCACCAAGUGUCAUGAAGGACGAGAUCGUGGUCACCGGCGAGAAAGAGGGGGUCAUGAAGUGCAAGGCCACUAUUAUGGCCAUCUAUGAGGAAAAGUGCCGCAAGUGCCAGACAGUUUCCGUGGAGGUUCGCAAAUCACAGCACAAAUACGUGAUUGGACCCCGCGGCUCAAACCUGCAGGAGAUCCUAGCCAACACUGGUGUGUCUGUUGAGGUCCCGCCCCUAGACAGCUCCUCCGAGACAAUCACUCUCCGGGGAGAACAGGACAAACUUGGGCCCGCACUGACCAUGGUCUACUCCAAGGCCAACAGCGUGGUGUUUGCAGAUAUCAGCGCCCCUGACUGGCUCCACAAGUACAUCAUCGGCAAGAAGGGCAGCACGAUCCGCAACAUCACCGCCAACUUUCCUAAGGUGCACAUAGAAUUCACCGAGGGGGAGAAUAAGAUCCAGGUUGAGGGGCCACCGGAGGAGGUUGACGACGCUGUGAAGGCACUUCAGGACUUCUUGAGGGAUCUACAGAGCCGUAUGGACUUCGCAGAAAUCGAGAUUGACCAGCGAUUCCACAAACACAUCAUCGGGAAAGGGGGAGCCAACAUCACAAAGAUCAAGAAUGAGACAAAUGUUGCCAUCAAGAUCCCCUCAGACCAGGAGAAUAGUAACACCAUCAGAAUAGAAGGAGAGCCAAACGGCGUCAAACAGGCGAAACAAGAACUGCUGGAGAUGGCUGCUAGAAUGGAAAACGAGAAAUCACGGGACAUUCUGAUCGAGCAGCGAUUCCACCGGAUGUUGAUCGGGGCCAAGGGAGAAGGCAUUAAAGCCACAAGAGACAAGUUUAACCAGGUACAGAUCACGUUCCCUGACCAGGGUAAGAAAAGCGAUGUGGUGACCUUGCGAGGGCCCAAGACGGAUGUGGACAAGUGCUUCCAGUACCUCACAAAGAUGACGCAGGAUCUGAUUGCAAGCAACUACCAGGCCCAGGUGCACAUCUUCAAGGAUUUCCACAAGGUUAUCAUUGGCAAGGGUGGAGCCAACAUCAGAAAGAUUCGUGAAGAGACUGACACGCGUAUCGACUUACCCAACAAGCCCUCAGACUCCGACGUAAUUGUCAUCACAGGGGUGAAGGCUAACGUGGAGGCAGCCAAAAAGAGGAUUGAAGACAUUCAAAAAGAGCUGGCUAACAUCAAGGAAGUGUCUGUGGAAGUCCCGCACAAGCUGCACAACUCCAUCAUCGGGGCAAAGGGCCGUCUGAUCCGCUCCAUCAUGGAUGAGUGUGGUGGUGUGAUCAUCCGUUUCCCUCCAGAGGGCAGCACAAGCGACAAGGUGACCAUACGGGGACCAGCGGAGGACGUGGACAAGGCUAAGACUCAACUGCAGGAGCUCUCCAAGCAAGUUCAAACCACCAGCAAUGUUGAGGAGAUCCGUGCUAAGCCAGAGUAUCACAAGUUCCUGAUCGGUCGAGGAGGUGCGAAAAUCCGAAAAGUACGGGAAAAUACUGGCGCUCGAAUUAUCUUUCCGGGACAGGAUGAUCAGGACCAGGAACUGAUCACAAUCAUCGGAACCAAGGAGGCUGUUAAAGAGGCCAAGGCGGAAAUUCAGGGGCUUAUCAAGGACCUUGAUAACAUCGUGGAGGGAGAGGUAAACGUGGACCCCAAAUACCACAAGCACUUUGUGGCUCGACGGGGUGAGGUUCUACGCCAGAUAGGGGAUGACUUUGGGGGCGUGACCGUCAGUUUCCCCCGCAGUGGGGUGAAGAGUGACAAAGUCGUGAUCAAAGGGGCCAAGGACUGUGUGGAGGGUGCCAAGAAGAGAAUACUUGAGAUCGUGGCUGACCUGGAAGCCCAGGUGAUGAUAGAGUGCGACAUCCCACAGCAGUUCCACCGUACCGUGAUGGGGGCCCGCGGAUCUAACGUUCAGGAAAUCACAUCAACCUUUGAUGUGCAGAUAAAGUUCCCUGACCGACCCAUUGCUGACAAACCACCAGCAGAGAAACCAACCAAUGCAGGCGAUGCAGGUGAUGCCGCUGAUGCAGGUGAAGCACCUGAGAUGGUAAAUGGGGAAGCUGUGAACGGCGAGGUGAAGAGGAACAACAUUAUCACCAUCACUGGCAAGGUGGAUGCGUGCGAACAGGCCAAGAAAGCUUUACUGGACCUUGUGCCAAUCACGAAGGAGGUGAUUGUUCCGUUUGACUUCCACAAGAACAUAAUUGGCCAGAAGGGACGUGACGUGCGCAAACUGAUGGAUGAGUGUAACGUGAACAUUUCCAUACCACCGCAACAGCAGCAGAGCGACGUCAUUAAGGUGACAGGUCCACCAGCAAAUGUACAACGGGCCGAGGAAGCCCUUGCAGCCAAGGUUAGCGACCUUGAACUUGACAAGGAGGAUCGGCUGCUGAAGAGCUUUGAGAUCAAGGUUGAAGUGAGUCCCGACUAUCACCCAAAACUCAUCGGCCGUCGUGGGGAGGUGAUUAACAAGAUACGCAGCGACCACGAUGUUCGCAUUCAGCUGCCGGAGAGAAAUGACGAGGACCAGAGCGUGAUUAGGAUCAUCGGCUACGAGAGGAAUUGUGAAGCAGCACGUGAUGAGAUCCUUCGUAUGGUGAAAGAUUAUGAGGACCAAGUUCAUCUUGAGGUUCGUGUAGACCACCGCAUACACUCCCGCAUCAUCGGGCAGAAAGGGCGCGGUGUGAGGCGUAUCCAGGACGACUUCAAGGUGGAUCUCCGCUUUCCUCGGGGUAACGACGACAAAGACAUACUCGUUAUCAGCGGUGCUGAGGAUGACGUCUACGAGUGUAAAGACCAUCUUCUCAACAUGGAGGAGGAAUUUUUGCAAGAUAUCAUCGAUGAUGAAUACCUGAAGAGCCUUCAGAAGCCCAGCAGGAUUGAGCCCGAGAGACCCAAGAGAUCCGAGAACCCGGGCUUCUACACUAAGAAUGCCCCAUGGGAUAAGGACGAUGGCUCCGCCCCAGAUACCAGCAGCACGUCAGAAUUUCCAAGCUUUCCUGGUGCUACAGGGGGCUCGGCUGUUGCUCCGAAAUCAUCCUUUGCUUGGGGACCCAUGCGCAGAAAGUGAGGAAUAUCUGUGCAAUUUUAAUACAGCUAUAUCAACUUAAGAGUCCUCAUUUGUUUAUGCAGAAACUGUUUGCAAGGGUUUGGAUUUAGCUGCUCUGUUUUGUUUAUGAGGUAUUUUUAUUACUUUUGUUGAUGAUAUUCCUUUUUACCAGUUGUUGCCGAGUGAUUUGUGUUUGGUUAAAUGCAUUUAAAAGAGGAUAACAAGAUUUUACAAUACACUCAACAAAAUUAGUAAAGGGCCACCUACUGGUAUUAAAACAGUUGUUUUAUUUACAUUCAGUAACCUUUCAAACAGGCUUUAGGCAGAAGUCUGCUGAUCUAUAUCAAUAUUUUAACAUUAUAUAUCAGUAGUAUGAGUGACCCUUAAUUAAUUUUGUUGAGUGUAUAUCAUUAUUUUCAAAUGAUCAGGUAAAAAUACUGACGAUAAUUUAAGAAUAAAGUAAUGCAUAAUUUUGAAUGUCGAAGAGUUUACCCAGUGCAUACAGAUGCUGUUUUUAUGCCAAAUAUUUUUGGUGUCGGUGUUUUAAAGCACAUUUUUCAUUUCAUUUUUAAGAGGCCGGGAUAAACUUUGCUAAUUUACAGUUAAUAUGGGUCGCUUAAGAACUUUCAGGUUAUACUCAUUUUCAGGUUAGCGAAGUAUCAAAUAACGCCAUAAUUUGCUAGAAGUUUAAAGUCAUUAUUUCUGUUGUAUGUUUGUAACUAAAGACAAUCAAGUACACCAAUUAUGUUGUCUUUAAAUUGCAAAACACACAUUUCUUUUUGAUUUAUAUAAAUGUUAAGAAUUAUUUAAGAUGUUAAUUAGUGGCAUACAUUUUUUGAAAAAUGCCUACCGGUAUCAGGAUUUAUUUUUAGUGUUUGUUUGGUAUGUAUUCAUUGUUUACCGAAGUUGUAUUUCAAUGAGGUUGUUUUAAGAAUAAAAAGAGAAUUAUCCUAAAGCUAGUCAUAAAAGUAAUCUUUAUUUUUGAGCUUUAACUGGUCUGCUUGGCAUGUUUAACCCGGGCUUUCUAAAACAUAAUUCUGUGUUAUAUAAUGACCAGUAUGAAACACUAAAUUCAGCAUAUGGCCAGCAUAAAGGAAUAGUUUGUUUGGCGUUCACCUGUCUAACCCUUAUAUUGAUGUGUUGGUAGGUUUUUUUUGUAUGUUUCUUUUACUACUAGGACCCAAACCCUUCAUUCGGUUUAAAAAAAAAGUAAAACAAAAAUGACCUACGAAAAGGCGAAACAAACUACUUUCAGGUAGCCAAUAUUUUUGUGAUUCAGUUGGGGAAAGCCAAGCAAACUUUCAUUAAUUAUGGCCUUGAAGUUCUAUUUUGGUCUGAGAAAAAAAUAUUAAAACCACGAAAAGAAUGAACUAUUUGACGAAGUUUGUUUGUAUAAUUGUAUAGUUCAGGCUUGACCUCUGUUUUAUUUUAAUGAUAGAUUUUAAUCAUUAUCAAUCAGCCUAAUAUUGUACGACACUGCUGUAGUUACAUUGGAUGAAUGUCAGAGCAAAAAUGAAAUACUUUGGAUUUUAUGAACUUAUUUAUGCAUGAAAUAUUUACACCAAAUAUUUCAAAUUCAUUGUUGUUGUCCAGUAAUCGUUGACAUUUGCAGGGGUUUAUUAGCUCGGGAUUGAUAGUAAUUUCAAGAUUUAGAGCUUUUUACUUCAAACUAUUGUACACUUAUAAAGAUCAUUCUGCGGAUACGUCAAAAACAGUAGCAAACACCAAUAACUUCGGAAAGAAUUUCAAAACAGGGUCCAAGCCCCUUGACGCUUUUUGGGGCAUGAAUCGCUCAAACUCCCGGCUAUUUUUGUCAGGAUUGGCAGUUAUCGGCCAUUAGAACCCCUGCACAGCUGAUAUAUGCAUUUCUCUGUGUGCAAAUUGUGUAUAGAUUAGCAAAAAGGUUGUACUAGAUUUUUGUAUUAAAAUUCAAUGAAUUGCUAAAUGUCAGUUAAAUGUCCUGUAAUGCUCUUUUUCGCCUGUUUUUUGUGAAUGAAUUAGAGGGCUCAAUGGAAGAAGGUUGUGACUCCGAAUAAAAAAAAUAAGGAGUUACCUCCACCUUGCUUUGAUUCCUCAAAAAAUGAUUUGUUAAUGAGAAUAUAAACUGUUGAGUAUUUUAGUCAUAUGUUUAUCCUUAGUUUAACAAGAUAUUGUUAAUGUUAUGUUUUUCAGAGCAAGUUGAUCGUAACUGUUUUUUUUAUUUAAACUUCGCUCGCAUGAUUUAUCAGUUAAAUUGUAGUUAUAUAAAUGACGUUUAAAUGAAAUUAUAUAAGUCAGUGGUACUGUAGAUGACUUAAAUUUUCGUAAGGUCUUUUUUCACAUUUUUGUUCUUGUAUAUUUCACACAGUUUUAAAUCUGUGACUUACAGUAUUGAAGCAUCUGAAUGCAAUGGUACAGAACAUUGAAUAUUUUUCUUGGUCAUUCAUGGAUUCACGAAAUAUCCCAAAAAUUUACGUUCACAAAAUGCAGUGAUUCUUAAUUGAAAAGACCUGCUUGAUUCUGCUCAAUAGAUGUUGAAUGAAAAAAAUAUAUGCCUCUGAAUAACAACUGUUUGAAUAGUGAAUUAAUACAACAUGACCAAUGUCAUGUAUUGUAGAGUUUCAAAAGCGAAUUACUACAAUUUGUUAAAUGUAAUGUAUUCCCCCCACCACCCCAUCCCAUACUGUGUAGUCUUAAUGUUCUCUGGUUUUGAAACCUAAUAUGACCCAUUUUUAAUGCAUGAACAUUGGUUGGAGGGAGAUCAUAGUCACAUAUUGGUCUGCACCAUUUGUUAUUACAUGUGACACAUAUUGUUAAGACAUUCAUGGAGGGAUCAGGGCUAAAGGGACGUAACUCCCUGGAUUAGUAUAUGGAGUUACGUCCCUUUUAAACUGAAACCUCAACACAUAUUGCAUGUUCUUUGUGUUCAUUAUUUUACUUGAGUUUGGAAUUUUUUACCACGGUAAACUCUGACCCAGCUUUACGUCUAGGGUGAUUUACCAAGAAACUUUGGUUCUAGCUUAUGUGAUAAAAUAAGUAUUUAUUAACGGCAAAGUAUAUUAUGGUAAUAAAUUGAAACACAGGUUUAUGCAUUUCAUUGUUCACCCAUGUAUUUUAAAUGAUUCUAAAUGAAUUGUAUGUUAUGUAAAUUGCAUUAUAUUUUGGAAUAAGGAUUUUGUUGAGAUAGUGAGCUCUAUCUGAUGUACUAUGAACGAUAAUGUGAAUACCACAGUAUAAAUAAUUAAAACUUGAAAAUUAGAA
Mya arenaria is the source of this 7105-nucleotide messenger RNA. Its product is annotated as vigilin-like. Gene Ontology annotation, molecular function: mRNA binding. NCBI's taxonomy places the organism in Eukaryota, Metazoa, Mollusca, Bivalvia, Myida, Myidae. The record is from RefSeq and is a predicted model, not a curated record. The transcript is spliced from 23 exons. Gene Ontology annotation, cellular component: nucleus; cytoplasm. Bases 122 to 3886 code for a protein of 1254 amino acids.